Molecule: messenger RNA, 3438 nt
Organism: Thamnophis sirtalis
Lineage: Eukaryota; Metazoa; Chordata; Lepidosauria; Squamata; Natricidae
Source: RefSeq, a predicted model, not a curated record
GUAUUUUAUACUCUGAAAAAUACAGUAGUUGAUGCUUCUAGGAUGAGAUCUUUCUAAACAUGGAAUACUUUCUCAUCAAAUUCUUGGUGGUAUCAAGAUAACUAAAACAACUUUAAAAUAAAAUUGUGUUCUGAAUACUGUAAUCCUUACUUUAAUUACUGUUUGAAUAAUUCUUUUUGCUAGAUUUAAAAUCAAGAUUUCGGAAGUAAAAAUCAAUAUAUCAAAUUUAUGCUCGAAAUCAAAGCUGCCGUAUAUUGUUUGAAUUCUACCUGUAUGAUUUUUCAUAUAUCAGUAGAUAAAAAUGUUAUGGCAAAUUAUUUGGUUAAUGUGUUAAUUAUGGAUAUAUAUUAAUUUUAAAUUUUAGCUUCCGAGAAGAAAUUGCCAAAUUUCUUACUGAAUAUGCAAAUGCUUCAGUACCAUUAGAUCCAGAACAUGUAAGAUGCAAGGAUAUUUUUUGUCUUUCUUUAUUGUUGGUAAUAUUUGAUGAAACCUAUCUAAAAUGUGAUUUUUAACAAAGUUGAUUAAAUUUAUUACUUUUAAAUUGGUUUGGAAAAUAUGAUGGGAUAUAUCACAAUAUUUUUAUGCUGAAACUAAUGUCAAAUUGUUUAGAUAAGUUUUAGGUUCCUAACUUCUUCAUGUUAUCAGUCCCAGCAUAGAUAUAUUUAUAAUGAUAAUUUGGAAAUAAUAUUCAGGUUUCUUAACAUUUCUGAAACUGUUCUAUUUCUGUUUGAAUUAUCUUCAUUCCUAACUCAGGUACCAUCACAUUACCUAUUUACAAUAGCAUACUUUCUUUAUCAUAAUUAGUAUAACAGCCUAUUGAUAGUCGCACAAUAUAGAAAUACUAGUUUAGAGGUAGUAUUUGCUUACUGUAUGCCUGGACUGGUCAAAGUUAUAAUGGUUGGUUAAAAAAAUCAGUUUUGCGACCAAUCCUCACAUGAAUGAUAGUUCCAGGAUCCUGCAGUCACAUGAUCACCAUUUGGGUGCUUCACAACCAGCAUUUAUAGCUGUAAUACCAUCCCAUGACCACUAUUUGCAAGCUUCACAAACCAGCAAAAUUUAUAGAGAACACAGAAAUGAAAUUGUGAGUUGUGGUCAUGUGAUAUCUUGCUUAAUGACUGUAGUGAUUUAAUAAUGAAAGUGGAAGUGACAUCAUAAAAUAGGCACAUCGAAUAAUUUUUCACUUGGCCACCGCAGCACUUAGCAAUGGAGUUGUCAGUCCCAGUUGUAGUCAUUAAGCAAGGACUACCUGUAGACUUUAAUAAUUUCAAACAACAUAAUCUCCCAGAUAGUUGAAUGCCAUAAGAAUUAUUAAAUACCAGCCAAAACCAUGAUGUGAUUGUUUUUAGACUGGUCCCUUAGUAUUUCAAAUUACCAAUGUUGUUAAUUGCAACUUGGCAUUUGUCUAGAUUAUUGUGAUGAAUGGCUGCUGCGCUGUCUUUGCAACUCUUUCGACUGUGUUGUGUGAUCCUGGAGAUGGAUAUCUAAUUCCAACUCCAUAUUAUGGUGGCAUAAAUUCCAAAACUUGGUUAUAUGGUGGAAUGCAACCUGUUCAUGUACCAUUAUUCAGUGAGGUACCUGACAAAGGAAGCCAGCCGUUUCAAUUAACAGUUGAAAAAUUAGAAGCUGCAUACCAGGAAGCCACGGAAAAGGGCAUCCGAAUCAGAGCAUUAAUCCUGAUCAACCCUCACAAUCCAUUAGGGGACAUUUACCCAGCACAGUUACUGACAGAAUGUCUAGAGUUUGCACACAGAUAUGAGUUACAUGUAAUAAUGGAUGAAGUUUACAUGCUGUCAGUAUAUGGUGAUACCACAUUUACAAGCAUCCUUAGCUUAAAGAGUUUACCUGAUCCAGACCGAACCCAUUUUAUGUGGGGAUUUAGCAAGGAUUUUGGCAUGUGUGGUAUUCGAGUUGGAAUAUUAUACACCAGAAACCAUUAUAUCAGGAAAGCAGUUAAUCAGCUUGUGGUUUUUCAUGGAUGUUCUGGACCUGUACAGCACGUUCUCCAACAAAUCCUUAAAGACAGAGACUGGCUGGAUAAUGUCUUUUUCCCAAUAAAUAAAAAAAGAUUAAAAGAAGCUAAAAACAUUCUUGUGGAUGGUCUUGCAGAAGUUGGAAUACCUGUUUUAAAAAGCUCAGGAGGGUUAUAUGUAUGGGCUGAUUUCAGGAAGUUUUUAAAAACACAGACAUUUGAAGCUGAAAUCGAUUUAUGGAUGAAGAUUCUGAAUGAAAAACUUCUUAUUAGUCCUGGGAAGGCCUUCUGCUGUUAUGAACCUGGAUGGUUUAGAAUAAUUUUCUCAGAUUCUGUAAAUAAGAUUAUUUUGUGCAUUCAGAGACUCCAACAAUUGCUUUGUGAUAAAAUGGAUGAACCUGUUACUCUUUGUUCAUCUCCUGAAGGAAACAAAUGUACUGAGUCAGAUGACAAUGUUUCUACUAAUGUCAUAAAUAUACCAGUGGAUGAUAUGUCAGAGGGUUAUUCACAGCUGAAAAAUAGCUGUUUUCUAAGAUCUGGACUGACAACACAAAUAACCUAUUUUUAUGUAUCAUGUCUCCCUUUCUUUUUAUAUUAUCUGAAUAUAGCUUUUACCUUGUUUGUAAUUUAUGGUUAUUAAUUUAAAAACAGGGCUAUCACAUCUGCGAAAGAUUAACUUCCUUAAUGAGGUUUCUCUUAACUGAAGUGUUAACCUAUAUUGGAAAACAACCGACCAUUUCUCAAUGUGUUUCUUUCAGACAGGUUCCAAGGCUGGAAGCAAUGCUUCUACUGGCAAACAACCAGUUGGGGAAAAUGGAAAUUGGUACUUCUCUGAUAUGAUACAUACAUUCUCACUGCAGUGGAGACAGCAGUCAGAUAGGGUUAACUCCGUCCAGUAACGAUUAGGGCUUAGUCUACAGUUUAUAAAACCAUCCUCCAUGCUGCUCCUCACAAGCUUUCGUCAAAGGUGGCCUGUAGACUGACGUGUAGUUGAUAUGAUGGAGAAGGAAGAAAAUGGAAAAGGAAGAGAAAGGCCUACCCUAGUCCUAUCAAGGGAUGGAACCUGACCGGAAUAGGGUGGGACUGACUGCUGUCUCCACCUGCAGUGAGAAUGAGCGUAUCAGGUAAGUACCAACACCCAUUCUCCACGAUUGGUGGAGACAGCAAUCAGAUAGGGACAUACCCAAGCUUGGCCUGUGUUAAGGGAGGGAUCUGGUCCCCAUGGAAGAGGAGUUCAAGACAUGGACAUUGCAAUACCCUCCUUCCAAAGGCAGCCUCAGCAGAAGCAAACCGGUCUAUCUUUUUUUUAAUAUAUUUUUUUAUUUUCACACAAACAUAAACACACCAAAACAUAUAACAUAAAAACUUCUUCAACUGCGUACAGUGUGUUGACUGGUUACAAGGUCUUUCUGUGUCCUUUCCAUAGUCAUCACUUGAGCUUUAUCAAAAAAUCACAUAUUGUCAAUCAA